AUGAUCGGUCGAAUCCUGGCAUUCGUGGCAACGUGCCUUCUUCUGCACGCGGCUUAUUCGACGUAUGAGCAUCUGUCCAUCUUGAAGGCGAUGGGCAAGCCAGAAAACCACAUUCCCACUUCGAUCAUUCUGGAAGCCGUCCUCUCGUUUUUCAUCUUUGUGCCUGGAGUCGUCUUGGCAUCAGGACCUUUGGAAGACGUGACAUGGCGAGGAGAAAUGGCAAGACGAUCGCAAGAGGAUGUGCAUUCGAGGAUGUCUUUCUUACCGUUCGGACCGGCUGCACCGAAGCCCGUCAGAUAG
Filobasidium floriforme is the source of this 300-nucleotide messenger RNA. RefSeq names its product magnesium transporter. Gene Ontology annotation, biological process: protein folding in endoplasmic reticulum. Bases 1 to 300 code for a protein of 99 amino acids. The record is from RefSeq and is a predicted model, not a curated record. Gene Ontology annotation, cellular component: EMC complex. Lineage: Eukaryota; Fungi; Basidiomycota; Tremellomycetes; Filobasidiales; Filobasidiaceae. The transcript has 5 exons.